AUGUCCGCCAAAGACUCCUCCCUCUACGGAGUCCCGCGCCCCAAAAGGGCCAGCGGCAAAGAAAUCUCCUCCAGCACCACUCUGGCCUUCACCUCGCAGCUCUCGUCGCUCAUCGCCGGCGCGGGCAGCAGCACCAGCACAACGAGCGGUCGCGCGCGCGCCUCCACCGGCAAGAAAGACGACAUCUUCAGCACCCACAACAAGGGCGCGCGCAAACGCGCCCUCAAGGACCUCGACGACGCCGACUUUACCCAAAAACACAGCACCACCUCCGACGCCAUCGACGACGCAACCUGGCGCCGCGCCAAGCGCAAAAUGUCCGAGAAGGCGCGCCUGUACGCGGCCAUGAAGCGCGGCGACGUCGAAGACGGCGACGAGCGCUACGCCGUCGACUUCGACCGCAAGUGGGCCGAGAAGGAAGCCGGCGGCGGCGGCACCACCUCUGACGAUUCCGACGACGACGACGACGACGACGACGACGACCCCGCCGCAAAAGAAGCCGUCGAAUACGUCGAUGAGUUCGGGCGCACGCGCACCGGCACCCGCGCCGACGCCGCGCGCGCCCAGCGCCGCCAGCACGCGCAGGCCGACGAGCCGGACCGGUUCACGGCGCGGCCGGCUGCGCCCGCAAACCUCAUCUACGGCGACACGGUGCAGAGCGCGGCGUUCAACCCGGACGAGGCGGUCGCGCAGCGCAUGGCUGAGAUGGCGGCGCGGCGGGACAAGACGCCCUCGCCGCCGCCGGACGCGCAUUUCGACGGGCGCGCCGAGAUCCGCACCAAGGGCGUGGGGUUCUUCCAUUUCUCGAAGGAUGAGGAGGAACGGAAGCAACAGAUGGAGGAGUUGAAGCGCGAGAGGAAGGAGACGGAGGAGAAGCGCGGGGAGAGGGAACGCAAGCGGGAGGAGCGGAAACGCGAGGUCGAGGAGCGGCGGAAGGCGAUUGCUCAGAAGAGGAGCAAGGCGAAGGCGGACAAGUUUCUGGAUGGCUUGAUGGGCGAGCUGGAGGGCAAGGCUGGCAGUGCUAAGCAGAGCCAAACCACGCCACCGCACAGCACCCUAGCAGUAGCUAGCUCCGCCAUCCGCCCCGCUCCACCCAUCGCACGCCCAGGCACCCUGCGUACCACACAGCAAAGCAAAGCAACAAGCAAGCGCGCAAGCUAG
This is a messenger RNA of Aplosporella prunicola CBS 121167, 1161 nucleotides long. RefSeq lists its product as uncharacterized. The transcript has 2 exons. NCBI's taxonomy places the organism in Eukaryota, Fungi, Ascomycota, Dothideomycetes, Botryosphaeriales, Aplosporellaceae. Bases 1 to 1161 code for a protein of 386 amino acids. Gene Ontology annotation, cellular component: nucleus. The record is from RefSeq and is a predicted model, not a curated record.